AAAUGAAGAGGCGCAACUUUUAUACAACGAACAGUCGGUCCAUCGCAAAGAACAUCAUCCGCAUCCCGCCCCAGGGAAAACUGGAGGGAAAACAAAAUUGAAAAUCGUUAGUAUAAAAAUUUGAGCAAAACCUCUUCUUUAUUCUAUCAUUCAUUCAUUCAAUCACUUGUUAUUCUUAUUCAAAUUCUCUCACUUGUUAUUCUUAUUCAAAUUCUCUCUCUUUCUAUAUAUAUAUAUGUAUAAUUUAUUUACACAAACAUUGAUAGGUUUAUUCAAUUUGAUUUUUAUGGAGUAACAUGAAAAAUUCAGAUUCAAUUCGCAGUAAGCGACAUCGAUUUGAUCAUUUGCCCAAUUCUUCUCAAUUUUCUCGCAAAAAGCACAGACCUGUGGUUAUCAACACAGCUUCUAUACAUAUACAACCUCUCGGAUUGCCUCUGGUUUCAACAACCCAAACUUCUUCAUCCGAAUCGAUCAAUCUCGAGCCCUACAGACCCUACACCAUCGGCCGAGCCCAUCGACACUGCGAUUUCGUUUUCGAGGACCGCCGAGUCAGUAAGAAGCAUUUCCAGAUUUUAUUUGAUGCUCUGAAUCGUAAAAUAUGUAUAUCUGAUGGUGUGUUUUGGUCUGGUUGUGGUGGGUUUUCUAGGGUUAGGGUUUCCAUGAAUGGGGUGUUUGUCAAUGGGGUUAGAAUUGUGGGAGGGGAAGUUGCUGAGUUGGGUGCGGGCGAUGAGGUUUCGCUUGUGUGUGGAAAUGAAGGGGUUUGUAGUUUGGGGGUUAGGAUUGGGUUUGUUGUGCAAAGAAUUGUUUUUGUGGAGGAGGUUUUUAAUGGAACUGUAUCUAAUUUUGGUGAAAAUGGAUGUGGUAGAGUUGUUGCGUCAGUGAACUUGCUUUUAAGUCAGUGCAGACAGAUAUUGCAUAGCAAUGAUCCUAUAUUGUCCAUUCGUAAAUGCGAUUUUUCACAUAGAGUGAAUAGUGUUCUGGGUUUGAUGUUGAGUAAUGUUGGUAAGUUUUCCAUGGGAGGUGUGUCGGAGCUGAGAGGUGGUAAUCUUGUUGAACCACCCUCCGGUGAGGACUCACAUGCUGACCAGAGAUUGGAAAAUGUAAAUGUAAAUGCCAAUAUGGUACAGUUGAGUUCAGUUAUUCGUGAUAGAGAGACAACUGUGGUUUAUGAGGCUAACGCUGCCUCUGAGUGUUACAAUUUUAAUGGUAACCAUUUACAACAAAUGGAACAUGUUGGAGCUCCUCUUCCAAGCAAUGUCGCCAAUGGCAAACCUAAGACUUUGUGUUUGGAUUCAGCUGUUAAAGAUGGUUUACCAUUACAACAAAUGGAACAUGUUGGGGCUCCUCUUGCAAAUGGUGUUGCUAAUGGCAAACCUAAGGCUUUGUGUUUGGAUUCAAUUGUUAAAGACAGCGGUUUACCAUUACAACAAAUGGAACAUGUUGGGGCUUCUCUUGCAAAUGGUGUUGCUAAUGGCAAACCUAACCCUUUGUGUUUGGAUUCAAUUGUUAAAGACAGCGGUUUACCAUUACAACAAAUGGAACAUUUUGGGGCUCCUCUUGCAAGCAGUGUUGCCAGUGGCCAACCUAACCCUUUGUGUUUGGAUUCAACUGUUAAAGAUAACGGUUUGCCAUUACAACAAAUGGAACAAUUUGGAGCUCCUCUUGCGAGCAGUGUUGCCAAUGGCAAACUUAAGUCUUUGUGUUUGGAUUCAACUGUUAAAGAUUACGGUUUGCCAUUACAACAAAUGGAACAAUUUGGAGCUCCUCUUGCAAGCAGUGUUCCCAAUGGCAAACCUAAGACUUUGUAUUUGGAUUCAAUGGUUAAAGAGAAUACUCCGCAGUUUCAUUGGGGUGCACAUGAUGAGAAUCAGAUUGGUUCAAUUCCUCCCCCAGGGAAUAAGUUUUAUCUUAACCGGCUUCAAACUAUGGGACAUGGUUCAUUGGACCAUCAUGAUGUUGUUUCCUUGCCAGAACUUCUGUAUCCCAUUGAAAGCCUUUCACAAAUUUUUAUUGCUACUUUUACAAGCGAUAUUUUAUGGUUUUUAUCAUACUGUGAUAUUCCUGCCCACCUACCAGUGACAAUUGCAUGCCACAACUGUGAGGGGUGUUGGAGUUCAUCCCCCGACAAAAGAAUCUCAGUGCCUUUCUCAGAUUUUCCCAAUUUAGUUGUGGUGUAUCCUCCAUUUCCCAAGGUUAUAGCCUUUGGUAAUGACCGCAAACGAUCAGGCAUAGCCUGCCAUCAUCCAAAAUUGCUUGUGUUACAAAGAGAAGAAAGCAUCCGUGUUGUCAUUACUUCUGCAAAUUUGGUGGAAAAACAG
Messenger RNA from Camellia sinensis, 2318 nucleotides. The record is from RefSeq and is a predicted model, not a curated record. Lineage: Eukaryota; Viridiplantae; Streptophyta; Magnoliopsida; Ericales; Theaceae.